Lottia gigantea (owl limpet) is the source of this 1182-nucleotide messenger RNA. RefSeq lists its product as hypothetical. Lineage: Eukaryota; Metazoa; Mollusca; Gastropoda; Lottiidae. Gene Ontology annotation, molecular function: deSUMOylase activity. Bases 153 to 890 code for a protein of 245 amino acids. The record is from RefSeq and is a predicted model, not a curated record. Gene Ontology annotation, biological process: protein desumoylation. The transcript has 9 exons. Gene Ontology annotation, cellular component: nucleus.
ACAUUAUUUACAUAAUUUGUAGUAAAACAGUAUCCACCAUAGAUAAAAAGGACAGAUUACGCAAGAUAUCAGAAGCAGAAAUCACAGCUAAAGUUCAUCAUGAAUGGAGAAGAAGAAAAGAUGAACAGCUUGAGAAAAGUUUACAUGAACAGAUGAAAGCUCUUGAACCUUUUACGGAAACUAUAGUUAUAGAAGAUGAAGAGUCUACUCAAACACUACCAGAAAUUACAGCUGAUAUGAAGGAAAUUAUUGAGAAAGCUUUACAAUCUGGUCCAACACAAGCUGUAUUAUCAGAAGGAUAUAAAUUACAGAUAUUAAAACAAGACAUGUUAACACUAAAAGGUUUAAAUUGGUUAAAUGAUGAGGUGAUAAAUUUCUAUAUGAAUAUGUUGAUGGAAAGAGGAGAAAAUGACAACAUGCCAAAAGUUCAUGCAUUUAAUACAUUUUUCUACCCUAAAUUAAUGGGUGCUGGUCACUCAGCAGUACGACGGUGGACUAAACGUGUUGAUGUAUUAGCUGUAGAUUAUAUUUUAAUACCAGUACAUCUGGGAAUGCAUUGGUGUUUAGCUAUAAUUGACUUCAGAAACAAAUGUAUCAAAUAUUAUGAUUCUAUGGGUGGUAAUAAUAAUAAAUGUCUAAAUGCUUUGAGACAAUAUUUAUGUGAAGAAAGUUUAGAUAAAAAGAAACAACAGUUUGAUUUGUCAGGUUGGACUAGUGUUAAUGUCAAGGACAUCCCUCAACAAAUGAAUGGUAGUGAUUGUGGUAUGUUUGCCUGUAAAUAUGCUGAGUAUAUCACAAGAGGAGCUGAGAUAACUUUCACACAGGAUGAUAUGCCAUAUUUUAGAAGAAGAAUGGUUUAUGAAAUAAUGAAAAAGAAAUUACUCCAAUGAUGAUAAAAUUUAGUUGGUUGGAGACUGAAGGUUAUGCUUCAGUGGUUGAAUUAAGUAACAGAAUCCAGAUCUGAGGGAAGUUGGUGACCUUUGUAUCUUAGAAAGAAUAUAGGAAAGGCUAGUCUCAAAUGUUGAGAAUUGUAUAAAUAGUGAAGAAGGUGGUUCUAAUGAACAGUCAAUGUUAUAUAUUUACCGGUAAUUUAUAAUUAGUGCUAAUUAUAUCAUCUUGUAUAUUGAUCAAUCAUGUUUUACAUUUAUAUCAUCACAUUGAAUAAAUCUACCUUAAAAUGAC